AUGGCGCCUUUCCUUUUUCGACUGCUCCUCGUGCUUUUCGUGGCUGGAAGCGAUGGUCUUCGAAAGCAUCACCGAAGGCAUGGGCACAAGCGCGCGCACGUGGCCCAGGUGCAAGCUGCGCCAGAUACGAAAGCGUUGGUGUCAGAUGAACAGAUGAUGGCAGAAGAGCGAAUGGCGGAGCAGCUUGUAAAGGAAGCAGAGGAGAAGGUGGAAAAGGAGCUUGCAGCCAACACCACUACAACUAAGGAACCUACCCUCAAGGACAAAGAGAAAAAAACUGAAAGCACUUCCGAGAGCAAGUCCGAGCCGGCCCAGCCAGCACCAAAGUCGUCCGAAAGCACUGAUGGAAAGCCCGCAAAGCCUGCAAAGCAGAACGAGAAGAAGGAGGAUACCGACAAAGAUGAGAAGGAUGAUGAUGAGGAAGAGGAAGCAGACGCAGAGGACAACUCCACCUCCACGGGCAAGGAUGGCGAGAAGGACAAAGCCGCCUCCACGGGCAAGGAUGGCGAGAAGAACAACGCCACCUCAACAAAGGAGACCAAGGACAUCAAGUCCAAAUCAGGGCAGUGCACGGACAUGCAGACGGCAAAGAUUGACAAAAAAGUGCGGGAGAUUGCCAGGCAGGGCUCCAUGGCGCGCUCCGGCUCCAUGCGGCGCCAACCAUUGGCUGUUGCAGCUUUGCGCUUGCAGAUAGAUGCAGAAAGCCGCGUGCCUGACUAUUUGGCUUUGGCUUCGAGCCCGAGCCCCUCAAACAUCGCAAGCAUGGAAUCUGCCUGUGAGCCGCCGUGCUGGUUUGGCCGCGAUGGCAAGAGAAGGAAUCUUGACGCUGCUGAAGUUGCUAAGAUCGUGCGUGACGACUUAGUCAAUCGCCAGUUCCUGGCCACGGCAGACUUCAGUCCAGAGAUUUACGAUGAGUCCUGCACAUUCACUGACGAGAUCGACACGUAUCAGAAGGACAAGUUCAUAAAGGGCACGAAAGCACUGUUUGUGGGUUCGGAGUCCAAUGUCCAACUUGUCGGUGACGUCGACGUGCUCGAUGGCGGGAAGAAAAUCCAGUUCCGCUUCCAAGAGACCCUGGCGUUCAAUUUUCCGAUCGUACACCCCAAAGUGACUUUGUCGGGAACAUGUACUUUGACUCGCGGAGAGGAUGGAUUAAUUGUGGCUUACAGAGAGAAGUGGGACCAGUCGGUACCCGAAGUACUUCUGUCCAGCAGGCUCUAA
This is a messenger RNA of Symbiodinium natans, 1221 nucleotides long. The record is from the annotation of a GenBank genome assembly. Lineage: Eukaryota; Dinophyceae; Suessiales; Symbiodiniaceae.